CUGUCGAGAGUCUUCUAAAGUCCUGUUCCACUAAAGCAGGUGACCCAGCCGGAGACUGCCCGCAAACCCACGAUAAUAUCGUGGUUAGAUUGUCACAGGAAGAUAAAGGAAGAUACGAUAGAAAAUCAAUGACAAGACACCGAAAACAAGACCUAGUACAGGGCCUACAAGUAGGUCGUAGUGAUCUUGUUGUAGUAUUGCAUUCUUUGCACCAUCUUUAUCAUUACUUGAGGCAUUUUAUACUCGCCCGAGCCGCUGGACCUACUAGAAACCUCUAACAAACAUCAGGCCAGCUGCGGAACAUCUCUUGACGUUCACGCAGGUAAGUGGUAGCACGUGUGGCAUUCGCCAUGAGUGAUGUCGCAGGAAGACUCCUCGAGGAGUUCGACCAAUAUGUGAUGAACCACAUCCCGAUCCGCCUCAUACGCCUAUCAGACAUGACAUUUGUAGGGCGUGAUGAUAUAAGGAAGCACUUUCGGAGCUUUGUCCCUCAAACGAAUCUUUUUGGGAUCUAUAAGCCCUCCCGAGUUGUCAGAUAUGCCAUUCUAUCUCACCGAUGGCUGGAUUCGGGAGAGCCAACGUACGAAGAGAUGAAGGCGGGCACAGCAACGGGUCCUGGAUACAAGAAGCUGAAGAACUUUUGUGAACAGGCCAGGAAGCAAAACGUGGAAUUUGCAUGGUCAGAUACCUGCUGUAUCGACAAGAGCAGCAGUACCGAGCUGGACGAGUCCAUUCGCUCCAUGUUUCGGUGGUAUCAUAAUUCUGCUAUUUGCGUCGUCCAUUUAGCAAAAAGCACGACCAUCGAGGAUAUAUUGCAUGAUGAAUGGACGGAAAGGGGCUGGACAUUGCAAGAACUCCUUGCACCCUUCCAUAUCAAAUUCUUCAAUAAGCACUGGAUGCCUAUGACGAAUGAUUCAAACGACAAACAAAAAGCUACCACCAAAAUACUGCAGACUCUGGAGAAGGCCACUGGUAUUCCUCGUGAUAAGAUCAACUGCCAGUUCAAUCCACGUCCGUUCAAUGUGGAUGAGCGGAUGGUGUGGGCAGCCAGACGCAAAACAACGAGGGUUGAAGACGUAGCAUAUUCUCUGAUGGGUAUAUUCGACGUCAGCCUGCAAAUCGCAUAUGGAGAAGGAGGAGACCGCGCAUUCUGCAGGCUCAUCGAAGCCAUCAUGCAGGCUGGUGACCCUUCUGUCCUCAAUUGGAAGGGCAAGGCUGCAAAACAUCGCACUUCAUCUGCUAUUCCUCGAUCUCCAAGGAGCUUCAUGAACCGUCGAGAGUUGAAGUUGGAUAGUGGCGGGCGACUGGAGAUGACUAUGACCAGUCUCGGCUUGCGGGUGCCUCUAGUGAUCCUCCCUCUCAGUCUCCCUUUCUCAGAGGCUGCUGGAACAGGGAGUGCCUGCAUCACAUUCGAAUGCCUGUUGUAUCCCAGCAUCAAGAUUGAUAUCAAUGUUAACAACUUGUUGGGCCACGGUCGGUAUCGAUAUGCGCUUGGGAUCAUCAACUACUCGCUUGUCAGGGAUGGAUUAGUCCGUGAGGUUGUGGAGAUGCAGGGCAAGUCAGCCGGAAUCCCCCUCAGAUGCCAACUGGUAGAUCGGUUCAGCUCAUCCACCCCUGCUGUUGGGUUCGGGUUUGAGACUGUCUACUUGGAACAGAGCCUAUCUAAACCAUGGGAGAAGAUACGUGAGGAGGGUUUGAUCGAGGUCAAUUUUCCAAUCACAUCGCGUUUUUACAUCGAACAUAAAUACCUAGAAAAUGUCCACUUGUAGCCCACUGUCUCCCAAGUAUUAAAUAUUAAGGAGCAACUAAGUCGAGCCAAUUUGUUACCGUGACGGCUACAGUUUGACCACAGUUAUGUUUUUUGGCCAGUGGGGGCGGCCCCUCACUAGGUGUAACGCUCGUCAAAGGCCGUCGUCGACACGUCGACGAUGGCAACCAAAUAUUAGUCUUAUCAUUUUCUCCUUCAGUAUAUAAGCCGUAUAGGGCUCCGUGAAAAACUACGAUGUUAAAAAC
Messenger RNA from Suillus plorans, 2013 nucleotides. RefSeq names its product heterokaryon incompatibility protein-domain-containing protein. The record is from RefSeq and is a predicted model, not a curated record. The coding region runs from base 351 to 1769 and encodes 472 amino acids. The transcript has 4 exons. NCBI's taxonomy places the organism in Eukaryota, Fungi, Basidiomycota, Agaricomycetes, Boletales, Suillaceae.